Molecule: messenger RNA, 1326 nt
Organism: Penicillium soppii
Lineage: Eukaryota; Fungi; Ascomycota; Eurotiomycetes; Eurotiales; Aspergillaceae
Product: putative citrate synthase
Exons: 5
Coding region: 1-1326 (441 amino acids)
Biological process (GO): tricarboxylic acid cycle; carbohydrate metabolic process
Cellular component (GO): mitochondrial matrix
Source: RefSeq, a predicted model, not a curated record
AUGUCUUCUGGUAUUUUGUUUAUCCGCGACUCACGGACUGAUGCGAAUUAUGAAAUCCCAAUCUAUCGAAAUGCUAUCCGCGCGACUGAUUUGCAACAUAUCCAGGCAGACUCGGUUGGAAGUAACCGCGCCGACCAAGUUGCUCAUGGAUUACGCGUCCAUGAUCCAGGCUUGCAAAAUACUGCGGUGACAGAUUCGGCUAUCAGCUUUUCUGACCAUGAGCGCGGCCUACUCCUGUAUCGCGGAUAUACCUUGGAGCAGCUUUGGGGAGCAGAAUUUGAAGAAAUGCUGUAUCUGCUAUUGUGGGCGAGAUACCCAACAGAGAGUCAACGCGAAGAGCUCCGCCACCAGCUGGCACAACAUAUGCAAGAGGUGCCCGAUGUCGUGCGCCAGAGCAUUUUGAAUAUUCCACGCACAACAAGUCCACUACCUCUAAUUCUCGUGGGCCUUUCAGCAUACCUAGCCUGCCUACCUGAAAUUAUCCCCGCAUCUGGAAACGCGACACUUUACCAAAAUGACUUAACACGAGCCGAUCGAGUUAUUCUCCAAACGAUAGCGGCUUAUGCUGUGGUCUUCGGGGUCGUUCGCUGCCACCGACUCGGCAUUGCCUGCAGACCCCCAUCCCUCAACCAGACAUAUUAUGAAAAUUUCUUCACAAUGGCCGGUCUCAUAGAUCCCCAAACAAACGCCCCAGAUCCUGUACGAGUUUCUUGUUUCCGUCGUUUUGGAAACCUCAAUGCCGAGCACGGGAUGGCCUUAUCGGUUUUCACAGCACUUGUGACAGCCUCAUCUUUGACAGACCCAGUAUCUUGUUUGAUAGCAGCUAUAAGCGCAGCCCAUGGGCCCUUGCACUUUGGAGCUACGGAGUCUGCCCAGCGCGCUAUACGUGAAAUAGGAGAGCCAAAGAACGUCCCAGCUUUUAUGGAUGAAAUAAAAACGGGCAAACAAAAGUUAUUCGGCUAUGGCCAUCGCACGUACAAAGGAAUGGAUCCGCGCGUGCGACCCAUCCAGAGCAUUCUCAAGGAUUUGACCGGUGUGCAUCAACCCUUACUGCAAAUUGCCGAAGCGAUUGAGAACGCAGCGGAAAAAGAUGAUUACUUUCAUAGUAGGGAUUUGUAUCCUAACGCGGACUUUUACGGGAACUUUGUUUUUACUGGAAUUGGAUUUGAGCCGGAUAUCAUUCCGGCGGCUAUGCUAGCUCAUCGAAUUAUUGGCAUCAUGGCACAUUGGAGAGAGUAUACGGUUAAUAGGGGUAAACUUUUCCGACCUACUCAUCUCUACACGGGUCACGCUGAGCCAACAUUGAAUCCUGUUGCCAAAAUUUAG